This is a messenger RNA of Theileria annulata, 1665 nucleotides long. Its product is annotated as ubiquitin-transferase, putative. The record is from RefSeq and is a predicted model, not a curated record. Gene Ontology annotation, biological process: protein polyubiquitination; ubiquitin-dependent protein catabolic process. Gene Ontology annotation, molecular function: ubiquitin protein ligase activity. Lineage: Eukaryota; Apicomplexa; Aconoidasida; Piroplasmida; Theileriidae. The coding region runs from base 1 to 1665 and encodes 554 amino acids. The transcript has 2 exons.
AUGUAUGACAAUGAGAUAAUAAAGAUAGAGGAGGGUGUAAAGGCUCUGAUGAGCGUUGAGGACGCUAUUUGGGUCUCGAACAUCUUUAACCACAUGUUUUGGUACAAAAUUAACAAGAAGAGGGUUACCGAGUUCCCAUUUAGACUAAGCAGUUUUUACCCUCACUCAAUUAUCUGCAAUUGCAACAUCGAAGUCAAGUCACCAUCCCACUAUACCUACAACACCACUAAUACUAUUUCUGGCACAUCAGUUAACUCAGCAAAUAGUGUUAAAACAGAGAAUAAUGUGAUAAGCGAAACAUGCAUGGAAAUUGGUAUGUUGGCACGUAAGUUUAAUGAGCGAUUUUAUCGUCUAAGUGGAGCUAAUUCUCUACUAUGGAUUAUUCCAGAAGCUGAAAAAUCAGUGUUACAUUUUGUUGGAACUGAGAAUAAGUCGAAUUCAUCACAGCCUAGUGGCUUAGUAUCGCAUAUUUUGGACUACAUUCCCCAUACAAUAAGCUUUAAGAACAGGUUAUUGGUUUUUUAUAACUACAUAAACAAGGACAAGGCCCAGUGCAGAAAUCCCAUGAUUGACCUCAUAGGCUCCUCAGUGUAUAUAAUAAGACGCCAGUUCAUCGUUGAGGACGGAAUUUCUACCCUAGGCCACUUGAAUAACCAUCAGCUGAAGCAGGUUUUCAGGGUUUUGUUUGUAGACGAGAAUGGAAUAGAGGAACAAGGAGUUGACGGGGGAGGACUUUUUAAGGAGUUUCUAAUCACACUUUGCACUCUGAUUUUUGAUCCUACGUAUGGAAUUUUUGAGGAAGUUCCCGAGGAGAGAAGUUACUAUCCAUGUCCGAAUUCGGGAAUCAUCCACGAAAACCAUCUCGAACUCUUUUGCUUUAUAGGCAAAAUCGUAGGUAAGGCGCUUUACGAGCAGAUUCUAAUUGAACCAGUUCUUUCACGACUUUUACUUAACUUGAUACUUAAGAGACGUAAUACUCUGGAUGACUUGAAGUUGUUUGACAGUGCCCUUUACAGGAACAUCACAAUGUUGAGAGGCAUGUCAGAGUCUGAAAUUGAGGAUUUGGGCUUGACUUUUACCUGUACAACACAGUGUUUUGGAAGCUCAAUUCAGGAAAAUCUUAUUCCAAACGGUCACAACACAAGAGUUACAAAGCAAAAUGUAGAGUCCUUCAUUCACCAAUUCUCCAACUUCAAGUGCAAUCGAAUGAUCGAGUCUCAGUGCUCGGCCUUUUUACAGGGUCUCUCUAGUAUCAUUCCUCUCGAAUGGCUUCAGAUGUUCUCACCCUCUGAACUCGAGUUACUCAUUUCAGGUUCCUCAGAAGUCAUUGACAUAUCUGACUUGAGGAAAAACACCAUUUAUGCAGGCGGAUUCGAUGAAACCAACGCCACUAUUCAAUGGCUUUGGGAAAUUUUGGACGAGUAUGAUAAUAGUGAAAGGAGUUCUUUUUUAUGGUUUGUGACAUGCUGUAAAAGGUCUCCUUUGAUGGGUUUUAAGCAACUACAGCCCCCCUUUUGUGUACACAAGGAGCCUGACCCAAACCGACUCCCAUCAGUAUCUACCUGCCUGAACCUUCUAAAGUUACCAGAAUGCAUAUCCAAAGAAGCUUUAAGGUCCAAAAUCGUCGAUGCAAUGUCUCUCUCCAAAGGAUUCGGCCUACACUAA